This is a messenger RNA of Solea solea (common sole), 2029 nucleotides long. RefSeq names its product family with sequence similarity 177 member A1 (gene fam177a1a). The record is from RefSeq and is a predicted model, not a curated record. The transcript has 5 exons. NCBI's taxonomy places the organism in Eukaryota, Metazoa, Chordata, Actinopteri, Pleuronectiformes, Soleidae. Bases 78 to 725 code for a protein of 215 amino acids.
UUUAUUGUGAAGAGAUCAGACCGGAAGUGUUGCUGGCGGACCAAAGAGAUUGUGGUGAGGUGGAAGACCCGACAGAAAUGGCAGAUUUGCAGUUGUUUUUAACAAAUGUCAACGUUUCCCUGACACAAACUGUUGAAAGCGAAAAGAGUGCAGGCGGGACGAUGGCAGACUUUGAGAGUGUGGAGAUGGGAGACUCAGCAGGGAGUCAGGGGAGAGCGAAGAUCCCCAGAAGGACCAUCUACUUUGCGAGUGGCGAGACCAUGGAGGAGUUCAGCACUGACGAAGAGGACGAGGAGGAAGAGGAGGAGAAACCUUUGAAGAAAGACGUCGUCACCGUGGAUCCAGCAAAAUUGACGUGGGGCCCAUAUUUCUGGUUCCAAAUGUGGAGAAUGACCACCUCCACCAUCUCAGUGUGUGACUACAUGGGAGAGAGACUGGCCUCUCUCUUUGGAAUCACUACACCAAAGUACCAGUAUGCUAUUGAUGAGUACUACCGAAUAAAGAAAGAGGAGGAAGAGGAAGAGGAGGAGAAUCGUAUGGCUGAAGAAGCGGAGCGUCAUUUUGCAGAACAGCAGAGAGGUGAGCUGGAUGCUGCUCAUCCUGCCACCGUGGAGCAGCCAGAGGCGUCCAGAGCGUCCUUCGUCAACAUUAGCUUUGAGCUGGAAUCUGACUCUCCUCUCAACACUCCAGACGCCAACAGAGUCCCAUCCCCGCUUCCCUCCUGAAAACUGUAACCUACUCAACCUCUUAACUUUCCUGCAUUGCUUUUCUGGCAAAACCUUAAUUAACUUGGCUUUAUAUCCUUAUUUUUCUAUGUUGUUUUAUACAAAGAUAUUAAUACACAUUGCAGGGAUGGAUUAAAAAAAAAAGGGCUGCGGAAGUGGCUGCACUGGCCUUAUCUGUGAAUGUAAAUGUGUGUACAACAGAGACCAGACGGUAUGUAGCCGUUCCUAGACCAGACCUGGACUGUGCUCACGUUAACACUUUAAAUAAAGUUACAUAAAUUAUGGUUUUUAGUCAUAGAAAUAUAAUUUCAUGCUUUUUUAUUUAGACUUAAUGUAGAAAUUAUUUUGUAGAGUGUCAUAGAACUGACGUUCAAGCCAAAAAAAUAGCUAGGUAAUGAUGAUAUCGGUUGCCAAAACUCAUUUUUACAUCCAACAGUUACUACUAUAUACUUUUGUCUGUAAUGAAGAAAUAUGAAGGAAUAGUCUGCAAAUGUACAUACAAUUUUAAAGAAUCACAAAAUUAGUUUAGUAAUUUAGAAAAUAUACCAGUUUCAAUGCCUUGAGUUUAAGUCAAUAUGAUUUCACCUCUGCCUUCCAUUAAAAAGUGUCUUCACCUUCCUGCUGUUUGAACUGGACACAUGUGAAAUCCGGAUUUUCUUGUUACUGUGAAUGGAAAAAAGUCCAGUACACACAGAGUAUGCUCUGGAUCACUGUGUCAUGACCAGAUUUACAAUCAUGUGAUUAUUUUGCCAAAGAAAGAGAAAAGAAUUAGGCCGCACAGCGAGUGUAGAUUCACCAACAGUAAUAAGUUCUGCCCAAGUCCUUGAAAAUCCACUGCUGCUCCUGUUCAUACUGUAGGUGAUUAUCCACUUUCACACAUACUGUAUGUCAAGCGUUGUUCUCUUAAGUCUCCUUGGCUGAGGUGUCACAAGCUUCUUAUGAAUUAUUUUUAUCCCCUGUGUGGUGUGGGGUUGGGCCAUAGAUCUCAUUAUGGCUUUGAGCAUUAGUGCCACACCGAUGCCCUGUUUCCUCGUCAAUAAUGUUACACAGCUCUGUUUCAAAGAGGGUUAUAUUAUUUAGAUGUAACCCCAUCCCCCCCAACUGAAAUGGUAACAUAUUUAAUCAUUUAUAUAUAUAUAACAAAAAUGUAUCUUAAUGUGUUGGUAGUAUGGAUAAAUGUCUUUUACUGCAGUAAAGGGUUGAUGUGUUGUUGUUUUUUGUUGAACCAAAGGCCAAUGUGUGCAGAGAUUGUUUUAACAGAUUAUUUUAUUUUGUGUGUUAAUAAAACCUUUAAACAUUCAAAA